Molecule: messenger RNA, 2852 nt
Organism: Lolium perenne
Lineage: Eukaryota; Viridiplantae; Streptophyta; Magnoliopsida; Poales; Poaceae
Molecular function (GO): protein binding
Source: RefSeq, a predicted model, not a curated record
UGCUCUUACCCAUCUUUCAUUCUCCCCUGCAGCCCGUUCGAUCCCGUGAUAUCGCAACUCCACAUCGAUGCCGCCGUCGCCGCCGGCGAUCUCGCCGGCGCGGCUGCACAAGCUGGUGACCGCGCAGACGGACCCGCUCCUGGCGCUCGAGCUCGUCACCGUCACCUCCCCGACAACCACGCCGCACCCGGCCACCCUCCACUCGCUGCUCCUCCGCCUCUCCCGCCGCCAGGACCACCUCCCGCACGCGCUCGCCCUCCUCCGCCGCCUGCCGUCCCCGCCCUCCCCGCGCCUCCUCCUCCCGCUGCUCCUCUCCGUCCUCCGCCUCCGCCGCCCGCCCCACCUCUUCCUCUCCACCUUCACCACCCUCUUCGUCUCCGGCCCCAGCCCGCUCUCGCUCCACCCGCAGCUUCUCCUCCGCCUGCUCUCCGCCCUCUCCUCCACCGCCGCCCACUUCCCCUCCGCGCUGCACCUCCUCCGGCUCGUCUCCUCCCGCCUCCCCCUCCCCGCGCCGCUCGUCCUCGCCUCCCACAACCUGCUCAUCGAGGCCGCCGCCCGCGCCGGCCACCUCGCCGUCUCGCUCUCGCUCCUCCACCGCCUGCGCUCCCUCCACGUCUCCCCCGACGCCGACACCUACCGCAUGCUCACCCAGUCCCUCUGCCGCCGCGGCCAGGUCCGCACCGCCACCACCCUGCUCGACGAAAUGCUGCACAGGGGCAUCCCUGCCGACCCGCUGGCCUACACCACAGUGCUCAACGCCCUCUGCCGCAAGAAGCAGCUCCGGGAGGCCUACCGGCUGCUGUGCCUCAUGCGAGGCCGCGGGGUCUCUCCUGACAUCGUGCAUUACAACACCGUCAUCGCCGGAAUGUGCCGUGAGGGGCGGCCUCUGGAUGCCUGCAAGGUGAUCGGGGAUAUGACGGAUAGUGGCUGUGUUCCGAAUGUGGCGUCGUAUGCAGCGGUGGUCAAUGGAUUGUGCAUCAGUGGGCUGUUUGGCAAGGCAGAGACUUACUUGGAAGAUAUGGUGGGUAAAGGGAUUCUGCCACAUUUUUCAGUGUUCCAUUCGGUGAUUAAGGGGUGCUGUACAGUUGGCAAGGUAGAGGAGGCUGCAAGGAUGAUGAAUCGGAUGCUUCAACUUGGUAUGGCUCCACAUGUUGAGACAUGGAGCUCAGUGAUCAGAAGCGUUUGUAACGACGAGGACUAUGUUGAGCUGAUUUUGUUGCAAAUGAUAAAAAAAUGCAGCACUGCUCGAAUAUGAUGUCGAGGGGUACCCGUUGAUGAUGGUCUGUGGCACGGAGGCAGGAAUGCUAGAAGCCAUCAGUUGAGUUCUUUAUAUUCUGGCGUGAUAUAACAAUCAGCUUUGUGAAAGAUAACAAGACACAGUGCAAAAAGUGGAGCGCAAGGACAUCUUUUCUUCUAGAAUACAGCUGCUUGACAAACCACCACGUUUCUCAAAGGUGAGACCAUGGUCACAUAUUACCUAAGGGGUAGCUGAUGUGGUGGUGAUCAAAAUGCUUAAUUUGAAGCCAGUAUGGAUAAAAAAGACAGAUCCAUACUUGGUUACAAGGUUAGCGAAGUAAGCGUGGAUGUCAUGGCUGAGGAAACAGAGGCUGUCAACCAUUGAGAGUGCCAGCGACUAAGCAAUUGCAAGCUGCUUCAGCAACGACGGAUGAAUCUGAAAAAGUUUGAGGUACCCUGAGAAACAUAUUUUCCAUCUUGUGACUGAUAGAACUUUGGAGCCAUGAACAUGUUUAGAAUGUGGAGGAAUUCAAGUGGUUGAACUCAUCAUACUGCCCUGUUUUGUGGUAACUGGAGUCCGCUGCCAUGAAAGAGUACUAUUUCAAGACUGAUCGCCCCACCAUUCUUUCAGCAGGUUCUUCAAACCUAAAGUAGCGUAACCGCAAGUACUUAUCCAUGCUGAAUCACCUGAGAUUUUAUCUCCCAGAUCUAUCCGAGGUUGGAUAAAAUACUUUUUAUCGAUGAUGACAUAGUUGUGCACAAAGAUUUGACAGGAUUUUGAGAUGUUGAUCUAAUUGGGAAGGUGAAUGGUGCAGUGGAGACAUGUGGAGAGAGUUUCCACCGUUUUGACAAGUAUCUUAAUUUUUCCAAUCCACAUAUUUCUCGGAACUUUAUCCUAAUGCUUGUGGUUGGGCUUACGGGAUGAACAUCUUUGUUCUGGAGCAGUGGAGGAAUAAAGAUAUUACCUAGAUCUACCGCAUGUGGCAAAAAAUUGUGAGAUUGCAAAUAUUAUCGUCGUUUGUAGUUCGAACACACCAUCAUAUCUCACAUUGUCCUACUGUUCUAUUGUGGUAGAAUGAAGACAGGGUUCUUUGGAAGCUCGGGACACUCCCACCUGGCUUCAUCAUGUUCUACAAGCUGAUACAUCCCCUCGAUAAAUUGUGGCAUGUCCUCGGAUUAGGAUUCAACCAAGGCACCGCUGAGAGAUAGACAAUGCUGUUGUCGCUCACUACAAUGGGAAUAUGAAGCCAUUGUUGGAGUAGGCAAUGACCAUUUACUAGCCAUAUUGGACACGGUAUAUGAAGUAUGAUCACCCUUAUAUCCGCGGGUGCAACUUGAGUAACUAGAAACGAGAGGAUCACCCAUCUGGAGCAGAAGUGCCCCGUUCUCCCUGAGGUAUGUACGUAGAUUAAGCCAGGUAAGCCAGGUAGUACGUAGAUUAAGCCAGGUAGUAUAAGCUGGAGCUAUUGGUUGCAUACACCCUCUGAAAAUUUGUGAUGGAAGCCCUCAUGAAGGAUGUGUUACAGUCUUAACAUUUUUCUUUGUUCAAUUGAUGUGCAACUUUGUUUCGUCAAUAAGAUCAUGAUAAACCUGUUAAAUAUAUGUUCCUGGGGUCA